This is a messenger RNA of Drosophila miranda, 376 nucleotides long. Its product is annotated as keratin-associated protein 21-1-like. Lineage: Eukaryota; Metazoa; Arthropoda; Insecta; Diptera; Drosophilidae. The transcript has 2 exons. The coding region runs from base 72 to 287 and encodes 71 amino acids. The record is from RefSeq and is a predicted model, not a curated record.
CAGUGAUUUUUGCUAUAAAUACGAACAUAUUUAUCAAAUGAAAUUCAAUUCCAAAUUGUAGAUCAACCAAAAUGAAUUUCUUGAUCGUAUUAUUUGCUUUGAUGGCCGCUGCUCUCGCCGUUCCCCAGUACUACGGUUAUUCGGUCGGAUAUCCUUCAUACUAUGGGGCCGGAUAUCCUUCAUACUAUGGGGCCGAAUAUCCUUCAUACUAUGGGGGCGGAUAUUUUUCAAAUCCAGAGGAUUCUCAAGAAAGUUAUGAGAGUGAUGAGGGACAAGAGUGUAAAUGAUUGAAAAGUUCCCCAACUUCCGGAAGCCUCCUGUGCAAUAGUUUCUAUAUUCUAUGUUUUGUGUACAAUUAAUGAAUUAAAAUUAAUAA